AUGUCGACAUCCGAGGUAGCAUGCGAAAAGACGCCGUCGACGUCGUCGUUGGGCCUCUUCAACCUUGCCGGCAAGACGGCGUUGCUCACGGGCGGCACUCGUGGCAUUGGACAGGCAUGUGCAGUUGCGCUUGCUGAGGCGGGUGCCAGCGUCAUCCUCGCAGUGCGACCAGGCACGGCAGCCGGGAGCGAUGGCAACCACCCUGCGCUUGCUGCGAUCACGGCGGUGGCCAACCAGGCUUCGUCGCAGAAGCACUCGACUGUGGAUGCGGACCUUUCGGACCUGGAGCAGGUCAAGACGCUGUUCGAUCGUGCGCUUGCCCAAUCGCCUUCGGGUGCGAUCGACAUUGUGGUCAACUGCGGCGGCAUUCAGCGCCGUCAUCCGUCGACCGACUUCCCCGAGGCGGACUGGGACGAGGUGCUCAACGUCAACCUCAAGGCGGUGUGGCUGCUGAGCCAGGCUGCGGGCCGCCACAUGGUGCCGCGCCGCCAGGGCAAGAUCAUCAACUUUGGCUCGCUGCUCACGUUCCAGGGUGGCCUGACGGUGCCGGCAUACGCGUCGGCCAAGGGUGCGGUGGGACAGCUCACCAAGGCGCUCAGCAACGAAUGGUCCAAGCACAAUGUCCAGGUCAACGGCAUCGCCCCGGGCUACAUUGCGACGGAUAUGAACGAGAAGCUGCUCGCUGAUCCCACGCGUCUGCGCCAGAUCUCGGAACGCAUCCCCGCGGGUCGAUGGGGCGACCCGGCCGACUUCAAGGGCCCUCUGCUCUUCCUCGCUUCGCAGGCAAGCCAGUACGUCAGCGGCGAGAUGCUCGUCGUCGACGGCGGCUGGAUGGGUCGUUGA
Moesziomyces antarcticus is the source of this 843-nucleotide messenger RNA. Its product is annotated as NAD(P)-binding protein. Bases 1 to 843 code for a protein of 280 amino acids. The record is from RefSeq and is a predicted model, not a curated record. Gene Ontology annotation, molecular function: oxidoreductase activity, acting on the CH-OH group of donors, NAD or NADP as acceptor. The transcript has a single exon. Lineage: Eukaryota; Fungi; Basidiomycota; Ustilaginomycetes; Ustilaginales; Ustilaginaceae.